CUGGCAAGAGACGUCACAAAGGCGGGCGAGGGGCUUCACGCGCCUAUUUGCGCCAGAGAGGACUCGCGGUGGUGGAAGAAGAAGAAGAGGAGGAGGAACAGCUGGCGCUCUGGGCGCGCGCGCUUGCAUCCAUCUAUCUUUCUAUCUAUCCAAUCUCCUUUCCCUAUUGGACCGCGCGCGAGGAGCCUUUGACGUCAGCCCGGGGUCGCACCGUCGGGCGGCUCGGAAGAGGGAAGAAGAAGAAGAAGGCGCGCGCCGACGGGAGCUGCCCGGCGCGGGCGGGCGGCAUGUCCGCUGAGGCCGCCCUCCAUGGAGAUCGCCUUGGUGACGCUGGAGAACGGAGGCGCCACGGCCGUCGGAGGAGAGGCGGAUAGCGGGCCCGGCGCGGAGAGCAGCGAGGCCCUCAGCCCAGGACGCCGCCCCCGCCGCUGCCCGCGACGCCUACCCCCCGCGCCGCCGCCCGAGGAAGGCAUGGCCAUCGCCAGCGGCGGGGAUUGCCCGGCCUACAGGGCCUGCCCUUCGACGGCCCCUGCGGAAGGAGGCGGUCCUUGUGGUGGGCCCUGCGGCGGCGGGGAGGAGCUAGGCGAGGCGGAGUGCGAGAGCGCCCUCUUGGGGCAGCAGCGCGUGCUCAUCAACAUCUCCGGCCUGCGCUUCGAGACCCACCUGGGCACCCUCAGCCAGUUCCCGGACACCCUCCUGGGUGACCCCGAGAAGCGCAUGCGCUACUUCGACCCCCUCCGCAACGAGUACUUCUUUGACCGCAACCGGCCCAGCUUCGACGGCAUCCUCUACUUCUACCAGUCCGGCGGCAAGCUGCGCCGGCCCGUCAACGUCUCCAUCGACGUCUUCGCCGACGAGAUCCGCUUCUACCAACUAGGCGAGGAGGCCAUGGAGCGCUUCCGUGAAGACGAGGGCUUCAUCAAGGAGGAAGAACGCCCACUGCCGGCCAACGAGUUCCAGCGGCAGGUCUGGCUCAUCUUCGAGUACCCGGAAAGCUCCAGCUCGGCCCGCGGCAUCGCCAUCGUCUCAGUGCUGGUCAUCCUGAUCUCCAUCAUCACCUUCUGCCUGGAGACGCUGCCUGAGUUCCGGGAUGAGCGGGAGCUGCACGUGCCCCUCCCGCUCCCGCCCAAUGGCACCCUGGGGGAUCUGCCCCGUCCACAGCCCCCCAGCACCCUCAGUGACCCCUUUUUCAUCAUUGAGACUACCUGUGUCAUUUGGUUUACCUUCGAGCUGCUGGUGCGUUUCUUCGCCUGUCCCAGCAAGCCCGAGUUCUCCCGGAACAUCAUGAACAUCAUCGACAUCGUAGCCAUCAUCCCGUAUUUCAUCACCUUGGGUACUGAGCUGGCUCAUGAGCAGCAGAAGGAGGAACAGCCUGGCAGCACUGGCAAUGGAGGCCAACAACAAGCCAUGUCCUUAGCCAUCCUCCGCGUCAUCCGCUUGGUCAGGGUCUUCCGCAUCUUCAAACUCUCCAGGCACUCCAAAGGCCUGCAGAUCUUGGGCCAGACUUUGAAAGCCAGCAUGAGGGAGCUGGGUUUGCUCAUUUUUUUCCUUUUCAUCGGCGUGAUCCUCUUCUCCAGCGCCGUCUAUUUUGCCGAGGCCGACGACCCCGAGUCGCACUUCUCUAGCAUUCCGGAUGCCUUUUGGUGGGCGGUGGUUACCAUGACGACGGUGGGUUAUGGAGACAUGAGGCCUGUCACUGUGGGGGGCAAGAUUGUGGGCUCCUUGUGUGCCAUCGCGGGCGUGCUCACCAUUGCCCUUCCCGUCCCCGUUAUUGUGUCCAACUUCAACUAUUUUUACCACCGGGAAACCGACCACGAGGAGCAAGCCAUGCUCAAGGAUGAGUCAAGUGCUCCAGGCAACUCGGCUACAGAUUUGAAGAGACAAGCCAGUAAAACCUCAUUGGACAAAUCUGUUGUGCACUUGGAGAAUGCCGAGGGGAUGAACAAUGUGAUGAGAUCUGUAGAGAAGGCCAAUAUCAAAGCUAAAAGUAGCAUAGAUCUUAGGCGGUCUCUCUAUGCGCUCUGCCUGGAUACUAACCGGGAAACAGACUUGUAAAACAAGGGAAAUUGAUAGGGAAAUAGAGUAAACUUGGGAGAACUAUUUGCAAAGGGCAAACAGGACUGCCAGUUAGUAUUUAUUUUAAAAAUUUUUGAAUAUAGUAGUUGUUUAAAAAAAACUUUCAGGAAAUACAAAUUGAUGUUGUUGCUGGGUUGUUUCUAUUUGUCUGUUGGUUUUCAAUGUUAUCUUUUACAUGACAUUAAGAGUGUUGCCUAUUUAUAAAUCCAGCUAAGACUAAGUUAGACACUUCCCAAUGUCUAUGAGCCUUUUAAAACCAGAGUGUUGUUGCGUACAGAUAAUUUAUUAUUUAAAGGUGGGUUUAAAAACAAUCAAUUUGUAUCCGCAAUCCUCUUAUCCAUACCUCUUUUUCCAUGGGAAGAAAAUAGAUUCUUUGUUGGUACUGUACUUUGAUUUGGAAUAAUUCUAUUUUCAAUAUAUAUGUGAUUAUAUUUAUAAAUGCAAAAGAGCACUUUAGAGAUGUACAAAUUUAUGGAUUCUCCAAGAACAUUUAGCUAAAGCAUUCCUCACAUUUAAGUGCAAAACUGGUUUUCUCUUGUAUGAAGUGUGUGUGGUGUGGUCAGCCACCUAGCAGAAAAAACACUGUUUCCACAGCUGUUUUUCGUUACCUUGGCAAAAACCCAACUCUUUUUCAUAAUAAAUACAUUUAAUGCUAUUUCAUA
This is a messenger RNA of Anolis sagrei ordinatus, 2738 nucleotides long. RefSeq names its product potassium voltage-gated channel subfamily A member 5 (gene KCNA5). Gene Ontology annotation, cellular component: intercalated disc; membrane; voltage-gated potassium channel complex. Lineage: Eukaryota; Metazoa; Chordata; Lepidosauria; Squamata; Anolidae. The record is from RefSeq and is a predicted model, not a curated record. Gene Ontology annotation, molecular function: delayed rectifier potassium channel activity; protein binding. Gene Ontology annotation, biological process: protein homooligomerization; potassium ion transmembrane transport.